This is a messenger RNA of Fraxinus pennsylvanica, 1713 nucleotides long. NCBI's taxonomy places the organism in Eukaryota, Viridiplantae, Streptophyta, Magnoliopsida, Lamiales, Oleaceae. The record is from the annotation of a GenBank genome assembly.
AUGCCAUCUCUCUCAUUGUCAUGGACCGUCGCCGCCACCUCCUCUUUUCCAUCUUUCUCCGGCAAGCCAUCCACUGCUAAGUCGUCUACGCGUUUUCACGUGUCGUGCAAUGUAAGAAAUGAUGGCCAAAAUGCACCAAACUCUCGAGGGAAAUUCGAUAGGAGAAAUAUGCUUCUUGGCUUGGGAGGCAUAUACGGUUCCACUUUAACGUCGAAUCAACCGGCACUCGCUGACCCGAUACAACCGCCUGAUCUUAGUAAAUGUGGGCCCCCGUCGGAUACAAGUACGGGGGAAUCACUGGACGUCAAUUGUUGUCCCCCUGUAAAACAGGCUGUAGACUACCAGCUUCCUAGACCGACUGUGAUGCGGUUCAGACCGGCUGCACAUUUGGCCACUAAGGAAUACAUAGCCAAGUAUAACAGAGCCAUUCAACUCAUGAAGUCACUUGAGGACGACGAUCCACGUAGUUUCAUGCAACAAGCCAAUAUUCACUGUGCUUAUUGCAAUGGCGCAUAUGACCAAGUAGGGUUCCAAGAUUUGGACAUUCAAGUUCACAAUUGUUGGCUCUUUUUUCCUUUCCAUAGAUGGUACUUGUAUUUCUAUGAAAGAAUUUUGGGAAGUUUGAUUGGGGACCCAACUUUUGGUUUGCCAUUUUGGAAUUGGGAUAGUCCAAAGGGAAUGACUAUUCCACCCAUGUUUCUCGACACAAAUUCGUCCAUAUUUGACACAAAACGUAACCAAAAUCACCUCACGAGUAUAGCUGAUCUUGGGUACAAUGGCACGGACGACGGGAAGAGUCCUUUGCAAACAGUGUCCAACAAUCUCAAUAUAAUGUAUGGCGAAAUGGUUCGUAAUGUUAAGUUGAUCGAGGAUUUUAUGGGACAACCUUAUCGUGCAGGAGACGCAGUCAACCCAGGGGCGGGUGCAUCAGAGCGCGGUUCGCACACUGCCAUCCAUUUGUAUGUUGGAGACCCGAGGGAGAGGCGUUUAGAGAACUUAGGCAACUUUUACUCUGCCGGUCGCGAUCCAUUGUUCUAUUGCCACCACGCGAACGUUGAUCGAAUGUGGAAAAUAUGGCGAGACCUAAGAGGCUCGAAACCUAAGGAUUUCAACGAUAAGGAUUGGUUGAAUGCUAGUUUCGUGUUCUACGAUGAGAACGCACGAUUAGUGCGUGUUAAAGUUUCUGACACAUUGUCCAAUGAAAGAAUGGGAUAUGUUUAUCAAGAAGUGGACAUUCCAUGGCUCAAGUCCAGACCUCAAGCUCGUGUACAAAAAUCCAAAGUGGCAACCACUUCUGGUGCUCCAUCGAUAGCCGACGUUAAGUUCCCAGUGGCCUUAGACAAAGUCUUGAAAGUCCUCGUCCCACGGCCGAAGAAAUCAAGGAAACAAAGGGACAAGGAAACAGAAGAGGAAUUACUGGUAAUUCAAGGGAUAGAAGUGGACACGGCUAAAUUCGUAAAGUUCGAUAUUUUUGUCAACGACGAAGAUGACAAGAUCGAUGAAUUGGACAAGUCGGAGUACGCGGGGACCUUUGCACAAGUACCCCAUAGUCAUAAAGGACCUAAAAAGAUAAAGACGUCGAUUAGGCUGGGAUUAACCGAACUGUUGGAGGAUUUGGAUGUAGAAGGUGAUGAUUCAAUCUUAGUGACUUUGGUGCCACGGGCUGGAGACGCCACCAUUGGUGGUAUCAAAAUUACAUAUGUUUCUACUUAA